This is a messenger RNA of Dendronephthya gigantea, 774 nucleotides long. RefSeq names its product zinc finger MYM-type protein 1-like. The record is from RefSeq and is a predicted model, not a curated record. Lineage: Eukaryota; Metazoa; Cnidaria; Anthozoa; Malacalcyonacea; Nephtheidae. The coding region runs from base 1 to 774 and encodes 257 amino acids. The transcript is spliced from 2 exons.
AUGAAUUUACUGAACAACGUGAACAAGGGCAAGAUUGCAUAUCUGAAUGUUGCAAACAUGAUCUCCCAAAUCCUUACGAUCCAAAUAUUGACUUCCAUUCAACCAGCAAGAGACAAGGACAGCAAACUCGGUCAUUUUCUUCCAACUGGUUCAAGGAAUAUAACUGCAUAUCCAUCGGUAUUUAAUAAGAAAGCCGAACCCGCAUUUACUGAGGGUGUUGCAAUUCGCGGACACACUGAAGAGGAAGGAAACCUUUACCAGGUUCUUAAAUGCAGGUGUGAAGGUGUGCCUGGUCUUGAAGCAUGGUUAAGAAAGGGAGUGUACAGAUCACAUGACAUAAUCAACGAAUUGAUCGAAUUGAUGUGUAUGAAAGUCUUGAGAAAACUACUUGCAGAAAUUCGGGAUGCUGAAUGGUACUCAAUUAUUGCUGAUGAAACCCGAGACCUAAGCGGUGCUGAGCAGUUUUCAGUUUCCAUACGUUGGGUAGACUCGGAGUACAACAUUUCGGAAGAUCUGAUUGGAAUGGUUGAAGUAGAGAACACAACUGCAGAAGUCCUAACAUCGGUAAUUAAGGACACUUUGUUACGUUGUGUUCUUCCGCUUUCUCAGUGUCGUGGACAAGCAUACGAUGGGGCUGCCAAUAUGGCAGGGUGCAUUAGCGGUGUUGCAAAGCGCCUUCAGGAGGACGAGCCGUCUGCACUCUUUGUUCAUUGCUUGGCACAUAAUCUCAAUUUGUGUCUGCAGGAUUGCGGGCGUCAGUGCGAUGCAGUUUAA